GACUGUGGGGCGGAGAGGGAGGGAUUCUGUCGGAGUCACCUCUGCUGGGCACGGGGAGAGGCUGGGAAAGCUCAGAAAGAGCAUCUGGCAACCAAGACUGGGGCUGCUGGGAGGAGGGCAGGAGCGAGGUAAAGGGUUGAAGUUUCGGCCAAACGCCGUUGCAGGAUCAGAAGGGACGACUGGAGGAGGCAUCUGGAGGUCGCAGGUGCACGCUUCCCUGCCAGGGAGGAGCGGGGCUUGCACAGCACCUGGGUGGUCCCAGCCCGCGCGCCUCUGUCCCUGCGCGCGCGCCUCUGCGCUCUGGGAAUCCUGUCCUCGCGCCGCACAGACUUCCCAGCCUUUGCCUUCACUUUCCCUGUUUCUUCUCAACGCGCCCACCGACAAUGGAUGGCAACUCCCUGCUCUCCGUACCAAGCAACUUGGAGUCACCCCUGAUGUAUGAGGUUCCGGAAGCACAGCAGGGCAGCGCUGGUGGCAGCUCCGGAAGUAGCCUGGGUAGCUCCAUCAAGGCAUGUAAGAAGGUUCUCCGCAGCAACAGCCUCCUCGAGUCUACAGACUAUUGGCUGCAGAAUCAGAGGACGCCCUGCCAGAUUGGUUUUGUGGAAGACAAGUCUGAAAACUGCGCAUCUGUCUGCUUUGUGAACCUGGAUGUAAACAAGGAUGCGUGCAGCACGGAGCACCUACAGCAGAAACUGGUCAACGUUUCACCAGAUCUUCCAAAACUUAUCAGCUCCAUGAAUGUUCAACAGCCAAAAGAGAAUGAAAUUGUCCUCCUGAGUGGGUUAACAUCUGGAAAUCUCCAGGCAGAUUUUGAAGUUUCACAGUGUCCUUGGCUGUCAGAUAUCUGCCUGGUCCAGUGUGCAAGAGGGAAUAGACCAAACAGUACCAAUUGCAUCAUCUUUGAAAUCAACAAAUUUUUGAUUGGUCUGGAGCUGGUACAGGAGCGGCAGCUCCACCUGGAUACAAACAUCUUAAAAGUGGAGGAUGACACAAACUGUUCCUUGUCUUCAAUUGAAGAAGACUUUCUCACUGCAUCUGAGCACUUGGAGGAGGAAAGCGAGGUGGAGGAGUAUAGGAACGGUUAUGAAAAUAUAAAUGUCUCAGCCAACGUUUUAGAAAAUAAAAAGGAAGCCACUCAGGAGGGAUGGAAUUACAACAAGAAAAUGUUACUUUCUACUUUGGAAGACAAAUGCAUUAGUAAAUGCCAUACACCACUGAUUAAAGCAGAAGGAUCUCUGGGGAAGGUAGCAGAAGAUGUAACUCUGCAGAGUCUAGGUCCCUCAGCCAAGCCAUUAGCAUGGAAAGGGGAAGCUGUCGCAAAUGCAAGGCCAACCACAAAUUAUUAUUAUUCGGAAAAUUUUAAAGGUCAAGAGGAAAAAUCACGGGCACUAUAUAUUCCAGGCAAUGCUUACUUCUCAAGGAUGGUUCAGAAAGAUGGACCUUCUUCGUGUGGUACUUUCUCUGAAUGCGACAGCGACUUCGAUCCAGGAGACCACGAGGAUGGCACAAACUCUCUUCUUCCCAGACGAGAUGAGGAAGCCACAACUGGCGAGUAUGCUACAAAUUUAGCAGAAUCUGUUCUGCAAGAUGCGUUUAUUCGAUUAUCUCAGUCUCAGCCUGCCCUACCCCAGGAAUCUGCAGUCAGUGCUUCCAUAGGAAGUGCUCUGUGCCCCCGUGGCUGUUCCACGAAAGAUACUAUGGUCCCUCAGUCAUGGAAUGAGCUCCCCAAAAUCGUCGUUGUUCAGAGUCCAGAUGGUGGUGAUGCUGGCCCUGAGCCAAGUAUCUCCUCGUGGCCCGAGACAGAUGUCUCAUUUGAAACUUCAGGUGUCCUCUUUGGAGAGAAAUCCAGCAGACACCCCCAGAGUGCUCUAGAAGUGGCAUUAGCCUGUGCGGCCACUGUGAUUGGAACCAUUUCCAGUCCACAGGCCACAGAAAGACUGAAAAUGGAGCAAGAAUCCCUGGCUUCAAACUUCCCUCUGGGAGGCAAUGAACCAGUCCAAACUCAAACAUCCCAGGUACUCAAGGAACCCUCCAUCAGUGAAUACUCAUUUCUGUCUGCUCUAUGUGGCAUGACUCAGGUGGCGGGUGCCAUUGCUGUCUGUGGCCUGGGAGAACCUGGAGAGGUGAAGUGUCCUGUGGCUUCAGGUGGCCUCCUGUCUGCAGCUGAAUCUUCUACAGCAAUCCCCCCACUCUGUGGUUUAGUGGCAGGGAAAAGCGUGGAGCUGGGGAGUGAAGCCAUUGCAGAGGCACUGCUCAAGGAGGCCACUCUGAUCUUAACAAGGCCACGUACCUACAGCAGCAUGGGCGACCUCAUGGAAUCAAUGAACAGGAGAAUCACAGAAAAUGUUUCCAAGCCUCAGACCUUGUGCUCAGAAAAUGCCCUUGGGAAUGAACUAGCACAGACCCUGUCCAAUGUUAUCCUGAAACAUUCCAUUGAUGAAAUUCACCAGAAAAAUAAAAUAAUCGACCCCAAGGAUGGCAGGCACGCAUCUGAAACCCUGGACGCUUUAAUGGAAAGUACGAAUCAACUGCUCUUCAAUGUGAUAUGCUUCACAUUCAAGAAGAUGAGCCACAUUGUAAGGUUUGGUGAAUGUCCCACCGUUCUUUCUAAGGAGACCAUCAAAUGGAGGGAAACAGAAUUAGACUUCCAGCCAACUGAUCAGGUCGCUAGUCAAGUAUGGACAAAAGCCGCUGAGUGCCCCAGCGGCCAUCGGCUUAGCAAUCCUCAUGGCACGUGUCUUGUUAUCAAUGAUCUUGUAGACGAUGUGCCCCCGAAGCAAGACAGCAAGGGCCCAGAGAAGCCAGGCCUCUUCCAGAACCCCACACUGCAAUCUGAAUUGACCUGUAGUCCCAGAGUGUCUGCUGAAACAUCCCCCAAAGAAAUACAUCUGAAAGGAACAGUGGAUGAGGAUAUAAAAAACCCUCAUCAACCAUCCAGUCGCAACGAGAAUGAGUGCAGAGUCCCUUUGGAGGGAGAAAUGACACCAACAGUUGGCAAGGGCAGCAGCCGUUCCCAGGAUGCCGAGGACAGUGUCACUCCAAAUGCUGGAGAAAAAUACAAUUGUGCCUCACCUCUAAACAAUGACGUUCAAGUUAACCCGUCUUUGUUAGGGAAGGAUUUGCUGCUUCCUGCUCAGUCCACGCUGCAGGCAAAACACGCAGACAUACACUGCAUCGCAGACUUUGCAGAAGAACUAGCAGAGACGAUCGUCUCCAUGGCAACGGAAAUCGCGGCGAUUUGCCUUGACAACUCCAAUGGAAAACAACCCUGGUUCUGCGCGUGGAAAAGAGGGAAUGAGUUUCUUGUUACCCCGAACCUAUCCUGCCGAUCCUUGAAGAGGAAGAAGGAGACCCAGGCCGGUGGGGGCACCGUGAGGAAACACAAGCCCCCGCGGCUCAGCGAGAUCAAGAGGAAAACAGAUGAGCACCCGGAGCUUAAGGAGAAGCUGAUGAACAGGGUUGUGGACGAGUCAGUGAACCUUGAAGACAUCCCAGAUUCUGUCAGUACUUUUGCAAACGAAGUGGCAGCCAAGAUCAUGAGCCUCACAGAGGUCUCCGUGGUGGACGGCGGCUGGCAAGCCCAGAACUGCUCCCGGAGUCGGUUACUCAGUGGAGACAGGUGGAGCCGGCUGAAGGCCUCCAGCUGCGAAAGCAUUCCGGAGGAGGACUCCGCCGCCAGGGCGUGUGUGCGCGGCCUGGGCUUAACGGGCGCCCCGAGUCAGCCGGGCAGCAGGGCCAGCUCGGUCUCCAAGCAGUCCAGCUGUGAGAGCAUCACCGAUGAGUUUUCCAGGUUCAUGGUGAGCCAGAUGGAAAAUGAAGGACGAGGGUUCGAGUUACUGCUGGAUUACUACGCAGGCAAGAACGCCAGCAGCAUUCUGACCUCAGCGGUGCAACAAGCCUGCCGCAAAAAUGACCACCUCAGUGUGCGGUCAAGCUGUGCCUCUAAGCAGUCCAGCACGGAGAGCAUCACCGAGGAGUUCUACAGGUACAUGCUGCGGGACAUCGAACGAGAGAGCAGAGAGGGCGCUUCCUCCAGACGAAGCAGCCAGGACUGGGCCACGGGCUUGCUGUCGCCUUCUCUGCGAUCCCCGCUGUGUUACAGACAGUCGUCCAUGCCCGAUGGCAGAUCCCUGGGCGCCAGGCUGACGGUGAACGUGCCCGUCAAAGCCAACUCCUUAGAUGGCUUUGCUCAAAGGGGCCAGCACGAUUUCCUCAGCGUCCAGCGGACCAGUAGCGCUUCCUCAACAGGUCUCUACAAAUCUGACUCCUGCUUGUAUCGGAGAGGUGGGGCGGACCAGAUCACAAACAUGCUAAUUCACGAGACGUGGGCAAACUCAAUCGAAGCCCUCAUGCGGAAGAACAGAAUUAUAGCGGACGACGUCCUGGCAGCGGAGGCCGAACCGGCUUCUGGAGUCUCUCCCUCGCAAGCGGAGAAGUGUGCGAACAAAUCAGCUUCGAGCAGAGUGCAAAGUGGGCCAGCCCUUCGUGUUCAGGAGUCCGUUGAUUACCCGAGGAAAAAUUCUAUUUCUGAAAGCAAACAUACCCCAGUGUUGUCUCCAAGCAAAGCUGCUCCUCUUACAAGCCAAAACAGUUUAGAUUCUAAAAAGGAAACUUCCUCGUGCCGUGAUGCUCUCUCUCUAGGCCACACCAGGAGGUCACUUUGCUCAAGGGAAGUGCCUUUAAUUCAGAUUGAAACAGAUCAGAGAGAAGAUUGUGUUGGAGAAUCCCAACAGGUCCUUUUUGAAAGCAGCCCCCUAGAGGAAGCAGCAGAGAGUGCGAAGGAGGAAAAACUCCCAGAUGUGGUGAGGGGCGGAGACACUGCUGUCAGUUCCUGCCAAAUCCCUAGUGACAGCCUUGAUGCCAGAGAUGCACCAGAGGCGGAAGUCUCAACAGAAGGCAGAGCCCCCGAAGAGGUCCCCAACCCUCCCGGCAGCAGUGGGGACAGCACGGACAGCUGGUCCCAGCUCGCCAAUGAGGAGGACAACCCAGAUGACACGAGCAGCUUCCUGCAGCUCAGUGAGCGAUCCAUGAGCAAUGGCAACAGCAGUGCCACUAGCAGUCUUGGCAUUAUGGACCUGGACACUUAUCAGGAAAGCAUGCCAUCUUCUCCCAUGAUUAAUGAAUUAGUAGAAGAAAAGGAGAUUCUUAGAGGACAGUCAGAAAACAUAGAGGAAAAUGCCCCUGGAAUGCCCGUGGGAGCUGCCAGCCGCCAGAGGAGCCUGCUGGUGAUCAACUUUGACCUGGAGCCAGAGUGUCCUGACGCUGAGCUUCGAGCCACUCUGCAGUGGAUCGCUGCCUCUGAGCUCGGGAUCCCCACCAUCUAUUUUAAGAAAUCUCAGGAAAACAGAAUCGAAAAGUUUCUAGAUGUCGUGCGGCUGGUUCAUCAGAAGUCCUGGAAAGUGGGGGAUAUCUUCCAUGCGGUUGUUCAGUACUGCAAGAUGGACGAGGAGCGGAAGGCUGGGGCCCCGAGUCUCUUUGACUGGCUCCUGGAACUGGGAUAGGGCAGCGCUGCCUUGUAGAGUGUUCCUUCCCUUCACUCCAGCUUAGACUGCCGUGGUCUGCAACUUCCUCAAAAACAUCACAUUACAUUAACACAGCUGUUAAAAAGCCUGCUAUCCAAGUCUACUGCGCAUGGACUGAACCUGAGGAAAAGCAAAAUAUAGGUCUGCACAAAUCAACACAACCUGUAAGUGAGUUCCAAAGAGCUUGUAUUAGAAUGGCCAGGAAACCAGAACAUUUAAUGGGCCCAAACGAAAACCUUGUCACUAGGCCCAAACUCCAGGAACGUUGCACUUGCAUAUUGUUAAUAAUAUAAAUAGUAUGUAAUUUCUCCAAUUAUGUGAAUCAACUGGAAACAAAGUCACUGGUCAAAGUGAUUUUGUCAACUAAGUUGUAAUCUUUAUUUUACUUUUUUGAGUGGGUUGAGGGUCUGUCGGCUCUGGUAAACACUUAAGAUAUGGGUGAGAAAUUUCCAGAUUUUUGAUAUAAAAGCUUUCCAGUUUCAGACCAUUAUCAAUGGAUAUUAACAGAAAUGCAAGAGUGUCUCCAUGUCCUCUACUGAAGUGAUUUCAUUUAUUCACUACAGUCCACUGAUAAAUACUUCACAUCUCCCAACAGUAUCUGUAUUCCUAGUUAAUCAGAAAACUACCGCUGUUCAGCUGAGAGAGAGAAAGAUCAAAGACUGUCUUGUUUCCAUCCCAAUAUGACAUGAGUAACAUGAUUACAAAACUCUCAUCCUAAGGGAAUGCUUUCUUACAAAAAAAGAGUCUUGUGAUAAAAUCUGCUUGUAUAUUAAAUUAUACAAAAUAUAAA
Molecule: messenger RNA, 6312 nt
Organism: Vicugna pacos (alpaca)
Lineage: Eukaryota; Metazoa; Chordata; Mammalia; Artiodactyla; Camelidae
Gene: SPHKAP
Product: SPHK1 interactor, AKAP domain containing
Cellular component (GO): cytoplasm; mitochondrion
Molecular function (GO): protein kinase A binding
Source: RefSeq, a predicted model, not a curated record